AUGGCUUUCAGCAAGAUCCAGAUGCCUUUGAACCUGAAACUCAGGUACCGCAACAGCUUCAUUGAUGUGGACGACCAGGAUGGUGACAUGACUGGUGGAUCUCAGGUUCGCGCCAGCAGCACCCCGCCAGCGUUCUUGAGGACUUUCGAAGAGGUGGACGAGAACGAGAACGGCCUGCGCUUCUAUGUGGAGAAUCUCUCGAAAAAGCUCCAGGCUGAGGGCUAUGAUGCAGCUAGCCCCUCCGCGAGCACCGAAGAAGGUGCGGUGCCGCGGUGCGAUCGGAUAGUCCCCCUGGAAAGUGAAGCCAAAAAGGCACACCCAAGUCCUCCAGCGACGGUGAAGGUGAAGGUUGGGUUUCGUCUGAUGGGCGUCCAAUUUUGCCCAGCACCGGAAGUCUGGGUCACCCCGAGGUCUGCCGCCGUCCGUGCAUCUACUUCUUGGCAGGCCACUGUGCCAACGGCAAUCAGUGCACCUAUUGCCACCUUCCUCAUGAGGAACCUUGGCGGGAGCAUGAUGGUCUUGGAGAAGACACCAAAGCUUGACAAGCGACAACGCACCAUCAUGCAGGGCUUGAGCCGCCGGGAAUUGCUGGCGCUCGUCCUGCACUUCUGCCGCUUGAAGGCGGAACAGGACGUGCGCAAUCUUCACAAGACCUUGGCGCGAAUGAAUUUCUCCAACCUCAUUGGCUUGGUCACCCACCAGUCUCCCAGCAGGGCCAAGCAGACGCCUGAAAGUGCCGAGAAGUUGGCUGAUGCUCUGGAGAGGAUCACCAUGAGAUUGCAGGCUGCGUGGUCAUUUCGUCCAGCAGGAACAGUGAGAGACGGUCAGCUAGACGAGGAUGAGAACGAGGAUGGCAACGCGGAAGAUGAAGUCGAUGAGGACAAGGCGGUGCUACCGAAAUCGCCAGUCUGCAGAAGUCGUGACGGUCGCAAGCUGAAUGGAGUUCACCCCUUCACGGCCUCGAUGGGCUGA
Cladocopium goreaui is the source of this 972-nucleotide messenger RNA. Lineage: Eukaryota; Dinophyceae; Suessiales; Symbiodiniaceae. The record is from the annotation of a GenBank genome assembly.